CUUCAGGUAGGAGGUCCUGGGUGACUUUGGACGUCCGCUCCACCUCCGCGCAGAGACUACCUAUUCCUGGGCCUCGUAGUUUUGUUGUUCUGUGCUUGGGGACCCCAGCCCACUGCCGCAACCAUGCUGCGCCAAAUCAUCGGUCAGGCUAAGAAGCAUCCAAGCUUGAUCCCCCUCUUUGUAUUUAUUGGAGCUGGAGGUACUGGAGCAGCGCUGUAUGUCAUGCGCCUGGCAUUGUUCAAUCCAGAUGUCUGUUGGGAUAAAAAGAAUAACCCAGAACCCUGGAACAAAAUGGGUCCCAAUCAGCAAUACAAGUUCUACUCAGUGAAUGUAGAUUACAGCAAACUGAAGAAAGAAGGUCCAGACUUCUAAAUGAAAUGUUUCACUAAAAAGCUGCUUAGAAUGAAGGUCUUCCAGAACCCAUCCGCACAAUUUUCCACUUAACCAGGAAACAUUUCCCCUCCAAAUGCACAAAAUCAUGUUGGUGUGUUAUGUUGGGGUUUACACUGAUUAAUAAAUAUCUGAAACUUGA
Molecule: messenger RNA, 532 nt
Organism: Rhinolophus ferrumequinum (greater horseshoe bat)
Lineage: Eukaryota; Metazoa; Chordata; Mammalia; Chiroptera; Rhinolophidae
Product: cytochrome c oxidase subunit NDUFA4
Exons: 4
Coding region: 124-372 (82 amino acids)
Source: RefSeq, a predicted model, not a curated record